ACCUAUGAUGUAAACAUUACAUACACACGUGGAAGAUUGAAAAAUAGUCAUGUAAAUCCUCAGUGUUCCGUUUACAAAACUGUGCAUUUUUCUUAACAACAAAUAUCCUAAGUUAACUUAUCAUGGACAGCGAUGAGGAUGGAUAUGCCAUGCAUUUCUUGGAAGAUACAAGCUGGAACAGGCAUAUAGAGUCAAGUGACGGACUCCACAGUCAAACGUCACUCUCAGAGAGCCGACGUGAAGUCCAUCCUGCGGUCUCGUCCAACAGCUCCGAUUUCCUGGAAGGACAGAUAAAUCCGCUGCACGACCCUCACCUGAUCUCCGGCGUGCUGUUGAUGCUGCUGCUGUACUUGGCGGUGAUGCUGUGGAGAGCCCAAGCCCGGAGCGGUGGACAUACCGGUACCCGGGUCGCGGCUGCCACACAGGAAGUGGUUGAAGAUCAGCUCCAAGUGCGAAGUGUGACGACAUCGCAGCAGAAAGAGGCGCACGUGAAACCCCAGGACGAGAUAAUACCAGCUUAUAAGUCCGUAGACCUCACAGCUGCACUACCACUGUCUUCCAAACAAGACGACAACCUUUUACAGAACACACCCAGACACGGUAGCGAAGAUGUGAUACCUCAAAAACGAAGUGUAAGCCUGACCUCGCAGUCAAAUUUGGAUCAGGUGGCAUUCCUGGACGAAAUGGUUCCAGCGCCCAAGUCUAUGGCUCUCAGCGCUGCAGUACCACAACCUUCCAAGCAAGAGAAUAACGUUCAACAUAAGACACCCAGUGCUAGCGUUGAAGAUGAGUUAUCUGAAGACCGGAGUGCGAUUUCGACCGCGGAACCAAGCGAGAUGUGGGUAGUGUUCCGAGACGAGGUUUUUCCAGCGCCGAGCUCCGUCGGCCUCGUCGACACGACUCCGCCGCGCUCCGGAGGAGAGGAUGUCGUCGUCCACAGAAUCCCCAGGUACGGGGACUCGCUGUACUACGCGCUGGCGCACCAGCUGGGGCGCGCGCGCGUGGGCUCACCCGACCACAAGCAGGACACCACCAUCCUGCGCGCGCAGGUCCUGCAGAGACUGCGCGAGGACACGCCGCGCUACCGCGAGCUGCUGCUGCGCUCCGCCGAGGCGCGCGAGCCGCGCUACUCGGGGCUGCCCUCGGCGGAGGCCCGCCUGGCGCGCUACCUCGCCGACCUGGACAAGUUCCGCUUCCAGCCGGGCGACGAGGUGCUGCAGGCGGCCGCCGACGUGCUCGCCGUCGACGUGCACGUGCUGGACGAGGCGGGCCGCGAGCAGGAGUCCUUCCGCAGCGGCGCUCCCGGCGGCGCCAAGGACCUGGUGCGCGUGCGCAGGACCUCCCAGGCCGGCGGCUGCCACUUCGACAGCGUGGACCUGGCGACACCUCCCUCUUCAUGAGCCCGCCAGCUGAAGCAUCUGCCGACACUCUCAUUGAUUCACUCUUCAUACAAAUAAACUUUCGUGCCAUAAAACAACCAAUUUAAUAAAAUAAAAGUAAUAUGCGAAAUCAUC
This is a messenger RNA of Bacillus rossius redtenbacheri, 1514 nucleotides long. RefSeq lists its product as uncharacterized. The transcript has 8 exons. NCBI's taxonomy places the organism in Eukaryota, Metazoa, Arthropoda, Insecta, Phasmatodea, Bacillidae. The coding region runs from base 123 to 1400 and encodes 425 amino acids. The record is from RefSeq and is a predicted model, not a curated record.